AUGGACUUGUAAUCUUUUUCAAUGUUUAAAAGAUGUCUUUUUUAAUUCCUGAAGGAUCUUAGCUGUUGCCUAAUGGCCUUAACUCAGCUCAGUGUAGAAGUUGCCUUCGAAUUACAUAUUUACAAGGGCUAAUUUGCAUAAAUUAUCGAGUUCCACUCAGGGAGACCCAAGGCUGAAUAGAGAUCCUCAUAUGAUGAUGACUUUUUAUUGUUAAUUGUUAGUUCCUAUUGUUUUAGCUUUCAGAUAUCAACAAAUAGCCAUUUGGUAAUGACCAAACACAAUGAUGAAAUACGCUGUUCACAGUUAUGUGACAUUGAUUCUUCUCUUGUCCUCUAAAAACCAGUUGAAUUUACAUUACUUCUAUUUUGCAGUUUUAUCAUUUAUGCAUGGAAAAGUCAUUACUUUCUACCUAGCUGUUUAUAAAGUGUUGUGAUGUAUGUUUCUGACUUAUUUCUCAGAACUAGAGGAUUCUCCUGCCGUCUUUGGGUUCAAGUCGCUGAAAAUGAGGAACCAUGAAUAUGCUGCGAAUUUAUCUCUUUUAGGCUUACCUUGGCACCACUUGUCAUAAAGGUAGAUCUAAGUCUGAAUGCAAUUCUGACAACAUGCCUGACUGUUAUGUUGGCUACUACCAAUCAGUAAAGGAUACACCACCAUCAGAAACGAUGUCAAAUGAACAUGCUAUGUGGUUUCCUUUGGUUGGGAGUGCAAUGCUUUUGUCAUUGUUCUUGCUCUUCAAGUUUCAAUUAAAAGAUUUGGUGAAUGCUGUGCUCACAUGUUACUUUUUUGUGCUGGGGAUCAUUGCUCUUUCAGCGAUAUUGUUACCUGCAAUAAAGCAAUACCUUCCAAAACACUGGAAUGAAAACCUCAUUGUUUGGCAUGCUUCAAUUCUCCACUCGUAUCUGGGUGAUUUGAACUGGAAUUGGGGUGAACAGAUGAGUGUUUGAGCGUGAGAAAGCUUUAAAUUCCUUCAAGCGAGGUUGGGCUCCAAUCAUGGUAGCUACAUAUGUGGCUGCUUGUGGUCUCGAUAUCCCUCACGUGGCUCACAUGAUCAACUUUGAUCUCCCUAAAGACAGAUGACUACGUGCAUCGAAUUGGCAGAACAUGCAGAGUUGGCAAAUCCGGCAUAGCUACAACAUUCUUCAACGAUGGAAACCAAUCAGUGGCCAAGUCUCUAGCUGAGCUCAUGCAGGAAGCAAACCAAGAAGUCCCAGAUUGGCUUGUAAAGUAUGCUAAAAGAUCAAGUCGAAGUGUGUUAUAAUUAUUGAUGAACAUGUUUGUUAUAAUUAUUGAUCAAGUCGAAGUUUGUUAUAAUUAUCGAUGAACAUGUUCAUUGGUAUUUUCAUGGAAGGAUAAGUUUAUUAUUGAA
Molecule: messenger RNA, 1366 nt
Organism: Asparagus officinalis (garden asparagus)
Lineage: Eukaryota; Viridiplantae; Streptophyta; Magnoliopsida; Asparagales; Asparagaceae
Product: signal peptide peptidase 1-like
Exons: 7
Coding region: 603-944 (113 amino acids)
Biological process (GO): membrane protein proteolysis
Cellular component (GO): cytoplasmic side of endoplasmic reticulum membrane; membrane; lumenal side of endoplasmic reticulum membrane
Molecular function (GO): aspartic endopeptidase activity, intramembrane cleaving
Source: RefSeq, a predicted model, not a curated record